Messenger RNA from Argiope bruennichi, 870 nucleotides. RefSeq lists its product as uncharacterized. Gene Ontology annotation, molecular function: nucleic acid binding; zinc ion binding. NCBI's taxonomy places the organism in Eukaryota, Metazoa, Arthropoda, Arachnida, Araneae, Araneidae. The transcript has 2 exons. The coding region runs from base 1 to 870 and encodes 289 amino acids. The record is from RefSeq and is a predicted model, not a curated record.
AUGCGUUCUGGUGACUUGCUCAUAGAAGUUAAUUCUAAGAAGCAAGCCCAGCAAGUAACCAAACUAAAAGCCUUAGCUACAAUACCUGUUACUGUUUCCCCUCACUCUUCCUUAAAUUACUCGAAAGGCGUCAUAACCUGUGGAGAGCUGUACAAUGUUUCUCUUGAAGAAAUAUCUAAAGGAUUUCAGCAGCAAGGAGUAACUCAUGUACGCCGCAUAACCAUUCGGCGGGAUGGGCAACUCAUUAAUACGAAACACCUCAUCCUCACAUUUCAUUCACCUAAACUGCCUGAAUUUGUAUAUGCCGGCUACCUGAAAUUACCUGUUCGAGCCUAUAUUCCUAAUCCCUUGAGAUGUUUCCAAUGCCAACGUUUCGGUCACUCCAAAGCUAAUUGCCGCGGGACAGUAACUUGUGCCCGAUGUGCUGAAAAAGGUCAUGAAAGCCAGAAGUGCACUGCGCCAGAAAAGUGCGUCAAUUGUGGUGAAGAUCAUGCUUCCUAUUCGAGACUUUGCAAACGUUGGACACUCGAGAAACAAAUAACCACUCUCAAAUUCAAAGAAAGUAUAACUUAUCCUGAAGCUAGACGUAAAAUUCUAGCUCAAACACCUACGCCUGGUUUAACUUAUGCUUCUGUGGAAAUUAGAACAAAACUCAGAAAAUCAACCUUGCGCAAUUCGGUUGCUUUGGGACUUGCAAAUCAAGGUGCAGUCCACAAAGACCUAACAUCCAUUUUUGGUGGCACAUCCAAAAGUGCUGACCUAAUCGCACUUCAUCCAUCUGAAGAAGAGGAUGAACUUAAAAUGAGUUGCGAUAUUUCGCAACUUCCCAACACUGUUUCCAAUCCUUCACUUGAAGCAAAAGUUUCGUAA